AUGGGAGGGUGGAGUGAGGGUAUUUGGAAGUGGGGGGAUUUAGGUAUUUCGGGGACGGCGUUUCUUGAGCCCGGAAUUGCUUUGGAUUAUUCGAUUUUGCGAAAUCUUUUGGAGAGUUUUGGCGGAUUUCAAGAAGGGAAGGAUUUAGUUGAAUGGUCUCUUGACUCGGAGAAAGGAUUUACGGUAUCUUCGUGCUAUUCCAUUUAUGCGCAAAAGCGCAUUCCUUUUGGUCCUUUUAAUAGGCACGAUGAGGCAUUGGAGUUAAUUUGGAAGGUGGAGAUUCCCUUUAGGAUUAAAAGUUUUGGUUGGAGGCUUUUUGUGAAUAGGCUUCCCACAAAGGAUCUAUUGGUGUAUAGAGGUAUUAACUUAACUUCUACUAAUUUAAAGUGUGUUUUUUGUGAUUUGCAUUUGGAAGAUAGGGACCAUAUCUUUUUCAAAUGCGUUGUGAUUAAUUAUGUUUGGAAGGAAAUUGCAAAGUGGGUGGAUUUUCCGGGUUGGAACAUGGAGGAUUGUAUUCCUUUUUUUAUGGAAUGGAAUGAGGCUUGGAAUGUUAAUAAUAUGAUUUGGAAUAUCAAGAUCUUGAUAUGGAGAUGGUCUUUUAUAGGCGAUAUUGCUCAUCCCAAUUGUAGCUUUUACGAUUUUGUUAAGGACCUAGUGUCUUUUAUGUCGUAA
Vicia villosa (hairy vetch) is the source of this 672-nucleotide messenger RNA. RefSeq lists its product as uncharacterized. The transcript has 2 exons. Lineage: Eukaryota; Viridiplantae; Streptophyta; Magnoliopsida; Fabales; Fabaceae. The record is from RefSeq and is a predicted model, not a curated record. The coding region runs from base 1 to 672 and encodes 223 amino acids.